Molecule: messenger RNA, 2775 nt
Organism: Neogale vison (American mink)
Lineage: Eukaryota; Metazoa; Chordata; Mammalia; Carnivora; Mustelidae
Gene: HOOK1
Product: hook microtubule tethering protein 1
Exons: 22
Coding region: 134-2320 (728 amino acids)
Biological process (GO): cytoplasmic microtubule organization; cytoskeleton-dependent intracellular transport
Cellular component (GO): cytoplasm; centrosome
Molecular function (GO): dynein light intermediate chain binding; microtubule binding
Source: RefSeq, a predicted model, not a curated record
GAGCCGGGCGGGCGCUGGGCCUGGCUACCGAGCUCUCCCGGCCGGCGCGCAGGUCGUCGACGCCGGCUCCUGGCGGAGCGCGGGGAGGAGGGAGGUGUCGGUGUCAGCGGCGUCGUAGACGGCGGCCCCGACCAUGGAAGAGACGCAGCCGCUUUCGCAGUCCGAGCUGCCGCUCUGCGACAGCCUUAUCAUCUGGCUGCAGACAUUCAAUACUGCUGCACCUUGUCAAGAUGUCAAACAGCUGACUAAUGGAGUUGCCAUGGCGCAAGUUCUUCAUCAAAUUGAUGUAGCUUGGUUCAAUGAAUCUUGGUUAAGCCGAAUUAAAGAGGAUAUUGGUGACAACUGGAGAAUAAAGGCUAGUAAUUUAAAGAAGGUACUUCAAGGAAUUAUGAGUUAUUACAGUGAGUUUUUGGGGCAGCAGAUUUCUGAAGAACUUAUCCCUGAUUUAAACCAAAUAACUGAAUGUUCGGAUUCUGUGGAGCUUGGGAGAUUGCUCCAGCUUAUUUUAGGUUGUGCAGUCAAUUGUGAAAAGAAGCAAGAACAUAUUCAAAAUAUAAUGACACUGGAAGAAUCUGUUCAACAUGUGGUCAUGACUGCUAUUCAAGAGUUGAUGAGUAAAGAAAUAUUGAGCUCUCCUACAAAUGAUGCUGUUGGAGAAUUAGAGCAACAGCUUAAAAGGGCAUUGGAAGAACUUCAAGAAGCACUAGCAGAAAAAGAAGAACUGAGGCAAAGAUGCCAAGAAUUAGAUAUGCAGGUGACUGCACUUCAAGAUGAAAAGAAUUCAUUAGUUUCUGAAAAUGAGAUGAUGAAUGAAAAACUUGACCAGUUGGAUGGCUCUUUUGAUGAUCCAAAUACAAUGGUUGCAAAAAAGUAUUUUCAUGCACAGUUACAGCUAGAACAAUUACAGGAAGAAAACUUCAGGCUUGAAGCUGCAAAGGAUGAUUACCGUGUUCACUGUGAAGAACUUGAAAAGCAACUAAUUGAAUUUCAGCAUAGGAAUGAUGAACUGACUAGUCUUGCUGAAGAAACAAGAGCCCUGAAAGAUGAAAUAGAUGUUCUUAGGGCCACCUCUGAUAAAGCAAAUAAACUAGAGUCAACAGUCGAGAUAUAUCGUCAGAAACUACAAGAUCUGAACGACCUUCGCAAGCAGGUGAAAACUUUACAAGAAACAAACAUGAUGUAUAUGCAUAAUACAGUCAGCUUAGAAGAAGAAUUGAAGAAGGCAAAUGCAGCACGUACACAGUUAGAAACAUACAAGAGGCAGGUUCAAGAUCUUCACAAUAAACUUUCCUCUGAAUCCAAAAGGGCAGAUACACUAGCAUUUGAAAUGAAGCGGCUUGAAGAAAAACAUGAAGCUUUACUUAAGGAAAAAGAGAGACUAAUAGAGCAACGUGAUACUCUGAAAGAAACAAAUGAAGAACUUCGAUGUUCACAAGUACAACAAGAUCAUCUAAACCAAACAGAUGCAUCUGCUAGAAAAAGUUAUGAGAAUCUUGCUGCUGAGAUUAUGCCAGUGGAAUAUAGGGAAGUGUUUAUUCGACUGCAGCAUGAAAAUAAGAUGCUCCGCUUACAACAGGAAGGUACCGAGAACGAGCGUAUUGAGGAACUUCAGGAACAGCUGGAACAGAAGCACCGCAAGAUGAACGAACUAGAAACUGAGCAAAGGCUGAGCAGAGAGCGUAUCCGGGAAUUGCAGCAGCAGAUUGAGGACCUCCAGAAGUCUUUACAGGAGCAAGGCUCCAAGGCUGAAGGAGAAAGUUCCAGCAAACUAAAGCAGAAGUUGGAAGCUCAUAUGGAAAAACUAACUGAGGUCCAGGAAGAAUUACAGAAGAAACAGGAACUCAUUGAAGAUCUUCAGCCAGAUGUAAACCAGAAUGCACAAAAGAUCAGUGAACUUGAGGCUGCUCUUCAGAAGAAAGAUGAAGAUAUGAAAGCGAUGGAGGAGAGAUAUAAAAUGUACUUGGAGAAAGCUAGAAAUGUAAUAAAAACUUUAGAUCCCAAAUUAAAUCCAGCAUCAGCUGAAAUAAUGCUACUUAGAAAGCAGUUGGCAGAGAAAGAGAGAAGAAUUGAGAUUCUAGAGAGUGAAUGUAAAGUAGCAAAAUUCCGUGAUUAUGAAGAAAAACUCAUUGUUUCUGCCUGGUACAAUAAGAGUCUAGCAUUCCAGAAACUGGGGAUGGAAUCUAGACUCGUAAGCAGCAGUGGUGCCUGCAAGGACCCUGGGGCCUGUGCUCCCGCACGGUCGUUCCUGGCACAGCAGCGGCACAUCACCAACACCAGAAGAAACCUCUCUGUCAAAGUUCCUGCUACCACACCCGAUUAAACUACAACAGAAAACAUAAACAGAAGUGCCCUUAAAAUAGUUUGUAUCCUUCAGUUAACUUCCAGGUUGAAAAAGAAAUUUAUGGUGGUGGAUAUCAGCUAUUUAAAAAUCAGAAUACAUAAAAUGAAUUUCUCCAGCUGACUUUGGAAACAAAAUACAGAAUUAGCUGUUUCUCUAAGGGAGCACACUUGAGUAAUUGGAAGAGGUAAUUAGGCACACAUCUCAAACAGUUGUCUUCUGAGAGUGUUGUAAGUUCAUAUUGACUUGGUAUAUUUUAGUUUAAUGUCUUCAGUUUUACCAGUAACUUGGUUAAUUUACAAUGUGUACUCAGUAGUAAGUAAUUUAAAAACUUAUCUAUAUUCAUUUUUAUUGUUUUGGUUAUAAAAAUAGUCUUGAGGUAGGUACAUGGAGAACUAUACAAGUUAUAUUUUUUGACCAUAUAUAUAUAUAUAUAU